AUUUUCCACUGUUUCUGAUCCCCCCCGAUGCAAGAGACAAAGGUCAGAAACGGAGGCUUAUAAAUAGGGUAAAAAAAAUUAGGCUACAGACGCGUCCAGCCCUCAGACACAGGAGGACACGGACAAGACAGCACGGACACGGGACCCUACGCGCAAAGGACAUUAAAAGGACACAAAAUAACAAAACAAGACAAAAUCCCAUCAGCAGAGCAGAAUGGCGCAGAAAGAGAAACUUCAGUGCCUGAAGGAUUUCCACAAGGACACUCUGAAGCCGUCACCCGGUAAGAGCCCUGGCACCCGGCCUGAAGACGAGGCAGAGGGCAAACACCCUCAACGGGAGAAGUGGUCCAGCAAGCUGGACUUUCUUCUGUCCGUGGCAGGCGGCUUCGUGGGUUUGGGGAACGUCUGGCGUUUCCCAUACCUCUGCUAUAAGAAUGGUGGAGGUGCAUUUCUCAUCCCCUAUUUCAUUUUCCUGUUUGGCGGAGGUCUGCCCGUCUUCUUCCUGGAGGUCGCCUUGGGUCAGUUCACCUCCGAGGGCGGCAUCACCUGCUGGGGGAAGCUCUGCCCCAUCUUCACUGGUAUUGGUUAUGCCUCCAUUGUGAUCGUUUCCCUGCUGAACAUCUACUACAUCGUCAUCCUGGCCUGGGGUCUCUACUACCUAUUCCAGUGUUUUCAGCCGGAGCUGCCCUGGGCCAAGUGCAACCAGCCCUGGAACACCGAUCGCUGCAUUGAAGACACCUUCCGCAAGAACAAAACCAUUUGGCUGGCCUCCAACAUCACCAACUUCACCUCCCCCGUCACUGAGUUCUGGGAACAUAACGUGCUGGGUAUCAGCAAUGGUAUAGAAGAUAUUGGUCCUGUUAAAUGGGACCUGGCUUUGUGUUUACUGCUCGUCUGGGUCAUCUGCUUCUUCUGCAUCUGGAAGGGAGUCAAGUCCACUGGCAAGGUGGUCUACAUCACCGCCACCUUCCCGUUCAUCAUGCUCAUCGUGCUGUUGAUCCGCGGCGUGACACUGCCAGGUGCUUCAGCGGGCAUCAAGUUCUACCUGUACCCGGACCUGGCUCGCCUGAAGGACCCAGAGGUGUGGAUUGACGCUGGCACCCAGAUCUUCUUUUCCUACGCCAUCUGUCUGGGCGCCAUGACUUCCUUGGGGAGCUACAACAAGUACAAAUACAACUGCUACAGGGACUGUUUGCUGCUGGGAGCCCUCAACAGUGGUACCAGUUUUGUGUCUGGCUUCGCAAUAUUUUCCGUCCUGGGCUUCAUGGCACAAGAGCAAGGGGUGGACAUUGCUGAGGUGGCAGAGUCAGGUCCAGGCCUGGCCUUCAUCGCCUACCCCAAGGCUGUAACCAUGAUGCCUUUCCCUACAGUCUGGGCAGUGCUCUUCUUCGUCAUGCUGCUGCUGCUUGGGCUCGACAGUCAGUUUGUGGAGGUGGAAGGGCAGAUCACAUCACUGGUGGAUCUGUAUCCGUCCUUCCUAAGGAAGGGUUACCGCAGAGAGAUCUUCAUCGCUAUCAUCUGCAGCAUCAGCUACCUGCUUGGACUGACCAUGGUUACCAAGGGUGGCAUGUAUGUUUUCCAGCUGUUUGAUUACUAUGCAGCGAGCGGUGUGUGCCUUCUGUGGGUGGCAUUCUUUGAAUGUAUUGCUGUUGCCUGGGUUUAUGGCGCUGAUAAUUUCUACGAUGCGGUUGAGGACAUGAUUGGCUACAGACCAAACCCAUGGAUGAAAUGGAGCUGGUCUUACAUCACUCCUACACUGUGUAUGGGCUGCUUUGUUUUCUCCUUGGUCAAAUACAAGCCAUUGACAUAUAACAAGGUCUACGAGUAUCCUGACGGGGCCAUUGGACUCGGAUGGACCCUGGCCCUGGCUUCUAUGAUCUGCAUCCCCAUGGUGGUUGUCAUCAAGAUCAUUCAAUCUGAUGGGCCGCUCAUUGAGAGAAUCAAGGCGGUGGCCGCCCCGGUUCGCGGCGGCGCCAGCUCCCGUCCCGCAGACCACCGCGGCCCCAAGGACCUCACCUACCCACUGGAUCCCAAUGGGAACAAGGGCCUGCUGAAGGCCCCCACCCACACCAUCGUAGAAACGAUGAUGUAAAGGAAUGAGGCGGAGGCUCUCCAUGAGAUCGCUCUCCUCUCCUCUCCUGUCCUCUGAAAUGCUUCUAAAGCUAGCUAGCUUCUCUGUCUAUCUGUCUAUCUGUCUGUCUGGUGGACUGAUAAGGGUUUUUAGAGGAAAAAAAAAGUUCCAGUUUCAAAUCUUUUAGGAGGAGUUUGCUGUUGGUGGUUUAAUCGAGAGGGCAGCGAUCACAUUUCAAAUCUAUUUCUGAAAUACUCAGCUGUUUUUUGUUAUUUUUUUGUUAUUUUUUGUAUUUUAUUUUAAAUAUUCAUGUGACCACGAAUCGUCCCACAGUUGUCUUAUUUAAAGGCGCAGUGACACGCUGGUGGAUUUCCAUUUGGUCCAACAGCUACUUUUGCAGAAAAUAAGCCAUUGUUCUAAAAGAAGGAAGAAGGUGGUUAUCGAGUCGUUGAAUCAAAACGGGCUUUUGUAGCCACUAUAUGAAAAAUGUUAUCUACACUUAUCAUGGAUUAACAAAUACAGGCUUUUCUGACUGAGCAUAGGUGCCAUUGGGUUCAGCUUUCGGCUUUUUGAACAGGCAGCAGGUGCAACUGAUAUCAGGUUUAUUAUCUAUUGGAGGUAUUUGGGUGUAAAUUGUAGAAGUUGAAACUUUUUUUGUCUGCGAAAGGCAAAGUUCUACCAAAUCAGAAACACAACCAAACUUGCGUAAAUGUCCAAAAUCCUACAAAUUGUUGUUUCGAAUUAAAGUCUGGUAUCUGUAACUUCUGUAUCAGCAAAAAAACAUGAUGGAUCUGAAGUGAAGAGCAGAAAUCCAAAGCUGUCGCCACCGAACUCUUCUCUCACGCUGCCUCCUUCCUGUCGUGGUAUCGCAGACCAGCUGGUUUGGUUCCAACCAACCUUUCCCAGCAGCUCUUGUUCCUUUGGGGCAUUGAGACGUUAAAAUAAUUGCCUGGUGCAGCUAAUAAAAAAAAAAUAUAUAUAGAAUUGACACUGCCAUAGCCGACGCCCCUUAUCAAAGCAGGAACAUAGUACUUAAACGCACCUUAGCACAAAUCUCCCCCAUCUUCCAUAGCCGUAAACUAUGGGUCCAAGAGAAACGAGCACUGAGCCUGCGCUGCAUGGGGGGGUGGGGGGGUGGAGUGGAGUGGACCCGCUCCUGCAGGAAGACGGACGUAUCUGAAAGGAUUUGAAGUGUGGAGGUUGAACCCUUGAGUGUGUUGUCUGUGGCGUACUGUACAGUAGUAGCUAAUCAGUCUAUCUAUAUCUAUCUAUCUCUCUAUCUAUCUUUCUCUGUCCUAGACCAGUUUACAGUACAGUAGUGACUGCCCUAGGCAUCUUGGCUUACGAGUUUGGAUUGGAUUUACUUUGUUUUCUACAGAGGAAGUGACAUUACUAUUAGUUUUUUCCUCUGUCAAUGUUUAGAGAUUUUUUUGUUUUUUAUUAUUAUUAAGACUAUAAUGUUAUUGGUAUUCACUAUUGAUGAUGAUUAUUGCUGUAGUUUUACAUAGGAGAAGGAAUACUUCUUUCAUCUGGUGAAAAUACUAAGCUAUUAUACAAAUCAUACAUUUACAGUGGCAGCCAUUGUAGUACAGUCCGCGUGGUGAAGUUUUAAAACAACGUAAACUGAUUUUUACCGGAUUUUUUCUCUCGUGGGAUAAAUUAAAAUUUAAUUAAAAUUAAAAUUUAAUGUACACAACAAAAAAAGAAUGGCACUCCUACAAUGGCUCCAUCUGUAAGUUUGUAGUUGUUGGGGGUUUAUAUAGCUUUUCCUCUUCUGUAAAUACAAGGUGACAGUAUUUAAGUUGGAUGAACUCAGCCAGACACACGGCCACUGGCGCCAGUGGUUUAGAACCAACAUGUCACCCACGCUGCGACUUGCGGCGUUGAGCCACUGGUUUGGGUGACGCCUCCCAGCAGAUCAGCCAGUGUCAGCCUGCCCACUCGUCUGAGUGCCAAACUCCUGUCCAGACACCGUGAGAGGAGGCAGCUGACCAAUCGGAGCCGCUGGCCGAUGGAGUUUGGCCGCGUUUGCCAAGUUUACAGCGCGGCAUCGGGCUCGGGAUUCAAACCAGGGGCCCAAACUGUUCGUAUAUCAAUUCUAAGGUUGAUCAAAUUAAUCGUGAACAGUGCUUUUUACCAUUUGGAUGAAAUUGGGUGAAUAUCAUUUUUUUGGACAUACUAAAUUGAUCUGAGCAGUUGAUGCCGUUGAAACCGGCUCCGGCCAAACUCCGUCAGUCCCCGGACCCGGAGAGAGGAAUGUGCCCUGUGACACAUGAACAGUGUCUGCUUCUGUGUUCUGGCUGAUUUCUCUUUUUUAUCUUGUUUUUGAAAUCAUCUUUAUUUAAACAAAGACGAAAAUUGAAAAACUACAUUUACAUUCUUCACAAUAGCAAAGGGGCCAUACUAUCGACAAUGUGAACCAUUGACAACUCAAAACCAGACAAAGUGCGACGGUAACAACUGUCGCUUUCAUUUUAAAUAUGUCUUGUGUAACGAUGUGUUUGUGUGACCAGCGACCAUCCACUCAGGACCUUUUCUGUCGGGCUUUAUCCCAGCAUCCCCAAAAUAUAUAUAUACAUAUAUAUUAGACGUCAAACUGUGGGAGACGAAGAGCUGAAAUUUAACGGUAGCAGUGGAAAAUGAUGUUUUCAUCCAGAUCGAAAGGCCGUUGAGUCAGAACGGGAAAGAAACAAAAAAAGAAAUCACACCUUAACUGCCUAUUCUAUCCAGAGUCAAAGGCAAAAAUACAGUGGGAGUGAAUCAAAGUGAGUUUUUAAUUGCACCUUACUUGUAUAAUUUGGACUUCAUAUCGAGUGAUGAGGCCAAAAAGAAGAAGAAGAAGAAAACACUGCCAUCUUUUAUUCAGGGUUCUCACUGACGUACAAAUAUCUGAAUACUGUCGACACACCUCAACUUCACCCGCUCUCCCCCCUAAACCACGUCACCAUCCGCUUUCCCAUUGCAGGAAUCAAACAUCAGACGUGAUUGUACGACCAGGGCCUGUUUUCAUGUUUUAUCUAUCUAGUGUUAGUUAAAAAAAAAAAAAAAAGUUUAUUCAAUUUCUUCAUAUAGACUGAAGUAGCUCAUAUCAUUAAAAGGGAUUUGUGAGACCAAAUCCACAGCACACAUCUAUUUUCAUACAGUGACAAACUUGUUUUCCUAUAUGAGUUGUUCUUUGUACGGCGGAGCUCUCGUUUUAAUACACACUCACAGCUUUUAUUCUUUUGUACAGACCUGGUUCUCCGUUCCCCUGAAGGCUCUUAGCACAGGUUGUGUGAUUUGGGAAAACUUCCCACGAAGCACAACCUCCAAAUGUGGCAAUUUGUUUCAGCUGCAAAUAUUUCCCAUCACUUCUUUUUCCCCCGUCCCCACUUCAGCAUCCACUUGCAUGUUUACAGAUACUUGCUGACACGUAGCUGAAGUUAAAGAUCUGUCGGCUCCCUCCAGCAAAAACGUUGAACUUUAUGAACUUUUGAAUACUUCAUGCAAAAGCAUUGACCAAGGAGACUUCCAGGCAUCUCAAAAAGUUUGUUAAAAAUUGUGGAGACUUAAAUUAACAGACACACAAAUUAGUUUCAACUUUUCUCCACCUGCAGCUGAAAACGAUUCCCCCCCCCCAGUGCUAAGACCCUUCUUCUCUUUGGUGAAACCAUGAACCAGAAGUUGUGACUCAUGCAGUAGUUGUGUAUUGGUUUCUUCAGCCUGUCUGUGUAUAUUUACAGUGUGUACAUGUCCCUCUGCCUUUUUACACUUCCCAUCAGUUAGCCUACGUAAAACCAAUGAACCUAAGCUAACUGACUUGUUUUCUCAGAGUUAAUGAAUUUGCAAGAGAAUUGAAGCAUUAGCGAUGCACAAGUUUUUACCGCGAAUGUUGAAAUGUGAACGUCACCUGCGGGUGAAUGUAAAAGUUUCUGAAGAUUUAUUUUUUAAGGUUAAGAAAAGAAUUACUUAUGACUUUAUUUGUACUGAUUUUUUUUUUUUGUGUGUGUUGAAUCGAGCAGUUUCUUGUUUUAUUUUACUUUUGAUUGUGUGUCUGUCACGUUUUGCCUUUUUUAUUCCAAAUAUAGUGUAUCUGAACCUCUGUCAUCCGACUAACUUGUAGAACUAUCAAUCAAAAACAAACCAACAGAAAAAGCUACAAUUUGUGAUGUGCAAUACUUUGUAGAAAACUUUUAUUUUUCUUGCUGUUUUAUUUUUUAUUUUUAUUCUAAAGGUGGCACUUACCUUUGUAAGAUAAAAGCCUGUGAACUCUUUGAAGAAAAUAUUUGUUUUGAGUCUUCAGGGUCCAUUUUUAAAUCCAAACAAAAUGCUCUGCAGUGUGAAACUGAACUAAACCACUAUUCCAUCAACGACCACGUGGUUUGAAAAGCAGAGUAUUAGAGGCACUCGAAGGAAAAAUAUCGGAGAUAUCGACAAUAAGGUCAUAAUGUCCGACUACAAAUUUGUAAAUUUACACAAAAGUUUAAUUUAGUGAGAAAAUGGUAAUUACGAGAAGAAUUAAGAAUAAAGCUGUUAAAUAAAAGGCAAGAAGUCACACAUUAAAGUCAUUACAUUUAAUCUAUUUAAAUAAUGAGAAUAGUCGUUUAAUGAAUUUUUUAAAAUAUUUAUUGAGUUAUAUUUCAAGGAGUUAUAAAUUUACAAGAAUAAAGUCCUAGUUUAAAGAGGAAAAAGCAAAAAAUUAUUGCAAGAAUAAAGCAAUCAGGAAAUAAGCUUCAAAAGAAAAUUAGAGCUCAUCCUCCCUCUUGAGAAACUACAAAAUCAUUUCUCCACAAAGAGAAACUUUACGACUUUCCAAGUCGUAAAUUUAUUCCCCUUUCCUGCGACAUUUCACAAUUUCUUUCUUGUAAAUUUACAACUUUAUUCUUGAAGUCCGGUAUUUUCCCCUUUCGGCUCUAAUACUCAUCGCUUGAAUCUCAUUACUGCUUUGUUGCUGAACAUCUGGCAGCUUUCCAAAAACAUGUCACCACCAAAGUUCACGACUCCAUAAUCUGAGACACAUCGGACGUCUGCAGAGUCCGAACACGUCCUUAUAUGGCUCUCGUUUCCAAUCCGCUUGGGAUGGAACCUUGGAGGAAUAAAUUUGGCAGCUUUUGGAAAAGCAAAAGCGGUAAAUCCAAUAAAACACAGGUUACACUUUAUCCAAUGUGGUCCUUUCUUUUUAUGCAAGUUCUACAUUCAACCUCGUCCACCAGAGAAUUUUGUCAGGAAACUCUACGACAGCUGGAUUUCAGCUUUGCAACUCAUCAGCAGAGGCUGGAGUCUGGUUGUGUGUUCCUGACAUGUCAUGUAAUCAUACAGAUGUGCGCUUUGUGCUCACACAUCUGCUUUUAUCACUAAAGUUGUUCUUUAUUAGAAAUAUGGAAACAAAAUCCUCCUUAAUGCAAAGAUCAUCUUUGUUCUUUGGUUUGAAAUUCGGAGAAAACUAUAUUUGAAUCACGUUUUCUCCUUUUACUUGCUUGAACGAUGCCAAUCCCAGCGCUAAGGCCUCUGGGAAAUGGAGUCCUGCUCAUCCCAUCCCCCUCCCCCCUCCCCCCAUCCUCAUUCUGAGCGUGGUCUCAGUCUCUUCUGCAUUAUACCGAAUACCAGCCCUUCCUUUUUGAGAAUGUACAUGGGGAAAAUGUUUUUGUUAAUCCUUGGUGAAGGAAAAACAUUUUUAAAAGAGUUUGAAAGGUUUUAUUUUUUAUUUCUAAGGCCAACCCGUGAGCUAGAAAAAAGAAAAGGAAAAAAAAUGUGUUUGAACAGGUUUUGCAAAGGUGUAAAACUUUUUUUUAUUUCUUAAUAAAAAAUUUGUCUUCAGAAAA
Messenger RNA from Platichthys flesus (European flounder), 7872 nucleotides. Its product is annotated as sodium- and chloride-dependent taurine transporter-like. Lineage: Eukaryota; Metazoa; Chordata; Actinopteri; Pleuronectiformes; Pleuronectidae. The coding region runs from base 215 to 2092 and encodes 625 amino acids. Gene Ontology annotation, cellular component: plasma membrane. The record is from RefSeq and is a predicted model, not a curated record. Gene Ontology annotation, biological process: sodium ion transmembrane transport; taurine transmembrane transport; neurotransmitter transport. Gene Ontology annotation, molecular function: taurine:sodium symporter activity. The transcript has 15 exons.